GUGGCGGUACUUACUGUAAACGUCAUGGACACCUAUUUCUGAGAUUAGAGCAAGAUGGCUCAAUGGGAAGCAGGAAGUAAAUACAUGUCAUUGAAGAGAUUAAAGCGAAGAGACUCAACAGAGCCUCGAGAAGAAGGUAAAUUAUGAGAAUUUCAUCACGUUUGGGGUGUCAGCACUGAGGGGAAUGCCUCCACCAGAGGGUCCUGGUCCUAACCCCUGGGCCCUCUCAGAGUUACUGGGCCAGCGGAGGCUUGUGGUGUUGGGGGUGCUAGUAGCAUGGAUGGUCCUCUUCCACCUCCUGGUGAACGUGUGGCUCCUCUGUCUCUUCACCAGCCUGCUGGUGGUCCUGGGUGGCUGGCUGGGGUCCCGCGCUGCCCUGGAUGCCAACAGCCUGCUACACCUGGAGCACUUCGUCCCCUUGGGUAGAUCAGAGAAGGCCCUCCACUCGCCUGAGAGCGAAUGGAGGCUGGACCACGAGAUCCACAGCGCUGUGCAUAAAGCCGUCCGGGACUUUGUGUCAUCCUGGUACCACACCAUGCUGACCGAGGAGGAGGGGCCGGGGGAGUUUGAGCACAUUAUGCGGGACGCCAUGCUGGAUUCAGUGAUGGAGCUGAAGGAGAGGGCUCGGCGCGUGGACAGGAGAGCGCUGGUCCAGAGGACCUUGGAGCUGUGUGGCUGCCACCUGCAGAGCUACAUGACAGCCAGGGAGAUGAUGAAGCAGGCGGAGGCACGGCUGGGGAUGCAGCACAGAGACAGCUCCAGCACCCCCAGCCUGUGGGAGUUGUAUAGCCAGGCGGAUGCCCCCCACCCAGCCCUGGCUAGUCCAUCCACGGAGCUCAGCUAUUCCCGGGCCGUAGUGGACCUCCUAAUGCAAGUCCUGGUCCCGUUCCCUCACCUAGAGACCAGGACAGGGAGGUACAUGGUGGGGGAGUUGAUCACCUGUAACGUCCUCCUCCCACUGGUCAGUAGGGUGUCCGACCCUGACUGGCUCAACCUCACCAUUGUGGACUUGUUCACCAAAGCCAAAGAAUCACCGGAUGAGUCCCUCGAUGAGCUCCCUGAUACUCUAGUCCAGCUGCACAGGAGUCAGACCCAGCAGGAGCUCUGGACCCGGACCCGUUCUACCUCCUGGCUCCAGACUCAGAGAGACCAGAACGAGUCCAGCAACAGCCCCACUCCUCCCAAGCCGGCCACUCCAGACUCCCUGGACUCCACGGAGUCCUACCAUAUGGCAAAGCCAGAUCUGAAGGAGGAAACACGGCAGUACUGUGGAGCGAUCCUGCCAAUGUCAUGCAUUGGUCCAUCGAUCAGAAUAAACAGUUGUCCUGUGUCUAUGGAUCUGCUGAGGUCCUGCAGCGGUGGCAGCCGCCUGUGUCAGGUUGUGGACUCAGACCUGGAGUCCCCAUCGACAGAAUCAAAACAGCUCUCUGUGGAGUCCCUAGACCAGAUGGACUCCGAGGAGGACCAGACAGACGGUUUCUGUGACUGUGCCUCCCCUACCAACUUCUGCAGUGUGUUUGAAGAUGAGCCGCCUGGAUGCUUCGGCAACAUGAAGGUCCUGGGACCCAAGGUGCAGGUAUCCGAGCAGCCCCACUGGCCAGUGGGCAUGGCAGAGGAGCUGCACCCACGCUGCCCUGUCCCUCCGGGGGGGCUGUGUCUGACCCCCUUCAGCUUCGAACCCCUCAGCAGCCCAGACGGACCCGUCCUCAUCCAGAACCUGAGAAUCACUGGUGCUGUGACAGCCAAGGAGCACCGCAGCACCGGCUCACACCCCUAUACUCUAUACACCGUAAAGUAUGAGACUGUGGUUGACUCAGAGAGCCUGGGUACUCUACAACCUGUAGCCUACCACACUGUGAACCGGCGCUACAGCGAGUUCCUCCACCUUCAGACACGCCUGGAGGAGAAGCCUGACCUCAAGAAGAUGAUUAAGAAUGUCAAGGGACCCAAGAAGAUUUUCCCUGAUCUUCCAUUUGGAAACCCAGAUAUUGACAAGGUGGAAGUUCGAAAAGGACAGCUGGAUACCUUUCUUAAACAACUGUGCACCAUCCCUGAGACGGCCAACAGCGACGAGAUGCAGGAGUUCCUGGCUCUUCACACAGACGCCAGCACAGCCUUUGAGAAGAAACCAUUUGUUAUGUCCAGGAUUGAUAAGAUGAUGGCAAAUGCUGUAGACACUCUGAAGACAGCAUUCCCUCGUUCUGAGGAUGACCUGGAUGGAGACCCUGCUGAUGGGAGGAAUGCCCCAGAAGGAAGGAAGAGGUCUGUCCGGCUGAGGUUCUCCAGUAAAGUUGCCCCUACUCUUAACAUACCUGAUAUCCAGCCCAAAGUCAUAUACUGCUUCAAUGAAGGCAGCACUGUGUUCCAUGACCUGUCCCUGUCUGGUCUGGAGGGCUUUAUAAAGGACCAGGAGGCUCUGCUCUAUGCUCCCCAGGAGAAGGAGGCUGACAGGAGGAGGUUCAGCGUGCCACCUGUCAAAGACAGGAAGGGAGGUGGGGGUCGGGAGAGAAAACUACGGGGGACAGACACGGCCGUGGCAGAUGUAGCUCUGAACAUCCUGUGUCUGCUGAUGAAGGAGCAGUGGAGCUGGCUGUGUACUGAGAACAUCCAGAAGACCAUCAGACUGCUGUUUGGCACCUUCAUUGAGAGGUGGCUGGACGUGGGCGUUGCCCACCUGACCAGUGCUCCCUGCUGGGUGAUCUACCUCCAGGUGAUGCAGGAGGCAGUGUGGCCCGGGGGUGUCCUCCCUGAUGGGCCCCGUCCCGACCGCAGCCCCAUCCAGAGAGAAGAGACCAGGCAGCAGUGUCUGCACUGCCUCACACAGCUACUACCAGACCUGAUUUCUGACAUGCUGGGUUCUGAGAAGUACAGGCUGAGCUGGGAUAUGGCACUGGAGUCUCUGCAGGACCCUAACAUCAACCGGCACCUGAUCUACUGUAUCUGUGACCUGCUGUUGGAGUUCCUGAUUCCAGAGUCUUCGGAGGAGGGCUUUCAGAGAUCUCUACUACACAGUCUCUUUGGGGAUGAAGAGAGGCUGUCUGCUUCAGCUUGACGACACAGCAACACACAACCCCUCUCUCUGCUCCCCUGUUACUAUCCCCAUCUACCACCCUCGCAUCCUGGUUGGCUCAUCAAUAUGGUAACCAUGGUCCUGCUAGGUUAGUUAGAAUGGGAACUUCUCAUGACGUCAGAUAAGAGGAAUGAGGAGAGGGAGGAGGAAGAGG
Coregonus clupeaformis (lake whitefish) is the source of this 3224-nucleotide messenger RNA. It is a transcript of the gene snx19a, whose product is annotated as sorting nexin 19a. The coding region runs from base 185 to 3052 and encodes 955 amino acids. NCBI's taxonomy places the organism in Eukaryota, Metazoa, Chordata, Actinopteri, Salmoniformes, Salmonidae. The transcript is spliced from 13 exons. The record is from RefSeq and is a predicted model, not a curated record. Gene Ontology annotation, cellular component: early endosome membrane; intracellular membrane-bounded organelle. Gene Ontology annotation, molecular function: phosphatidylinositol binding.